GACCUGGAGCAGAGGUUCAGAGGGUCUGCUACCCACGGCACCGAGGGAGGGAGGAGGAAAGGGAGGGAGGAGGGAGGGGAGCGGCAGCGGGGAGUUCAGGUUACCGCGGCCGCAUCCCCGCCUUCCUCCGCUUCUGCCGCCGGAGCCGGCCCGAGGAUGAGCCCCUGGCUGGGCACAGCGGGGCUCCGGGGUGGCAGGGGGACAGCCGGGCAGCUGUAGCCCCGCAGAUCCCGCAGAUCCCGGCGGGAAGAGCCGCAGGGCCGGAGGAUGCGCUGCGGACGCCCGGGGUGAGGAGGCGCCGCUGCCUUCGGCAACUGCAGAGCAGCUGACCCAGCUUCAGAAAUGUGACUCAUGGCCCCUCCAGCAAAGGGAUCAGGAGCAGCUUCUGGGUUGGUGCAAGAGCCCCACGGGAGGCAGAGGUGAUGAAGAUGAGAGGAACCUGGCUGGCUGUGACCCUGGGACAGCUGCUGGCUCUGGGACACAGGCACAAAUGGAAAAACAUGAUGGAUUCCAGGAAGUUCAGGCUGUUUGUCUGCCUGGUGGGGCUCAGCAGCGCCAGCCUCUGGCUUUUCCACACCUGGACCGAGCUGUGCCUGUUCUGUGAGAGCAGCCAGGGCUACCUGCUCCCCACGGAGCCCUUCAGGAGAAUGGAAGGGAACUUCUCCCAGCUCCCAGACGUUGACUGCCACAAGGACCCCCCUUUCCUGGUGCUGCUGGUGGCGUGCUCGUUCCAGCAGCUGGAUGCCAGGAUGGCCAUCAGGCACAGCUGGGGCAGGGAGAGGACGGUGGCUGGGAAGCGCCUGGUGACCCUGUUCCUGCUGGGGAGCCCUGGGGAGCCCAGCCAGCAGGCUGGCCUGGCUGCUGAGAGCCAGACAUACAGAGACAUCAUCCAGAAGAACUUCACAGACACCUACUACAACCUGACCCUGAAAACCAUGAUGGGCAUGGAGUGGAUCCACAGGUUUUGUUCCCAGGCCAGCUUCGCCAUGAAAACUGACACGGACGUGUUUGUCAACGUGUUUUACCUCACCGAGCUGCUCCUGAGGAAAAAGAAGAGCACUGGGUUCUUCACAGGGUUUUUAAAACUGCAUGAGUACCCCAUCAGGACAAGAAGGAGUAAGUGGUAUGUGAGUAGGGAAGAGUAUCCAGGAGCGACCUACCCACCCUUUUGUUCCGGGACUGGAUAUGUUUUAUCCAGCGAUGUGGCCAGCCAGAUCUAUAACAUUUCUGAGAGUGUUCCCUUCAUCAAACUGGAGGAUGUGUUCAUAGGGCUGUGCCUGGACAAAUUAAAGAUUCAGCUGCAGGAGCUGCACUCGGAGCAGACGUUUUUCCCAGAAAGGAUCAGGUUCUCUGUUCCUCGCUUCAGGAAAAUCGUGACGUGCCAUGGGAUCAAACCUGCUGAGCAGAUGAGCUACUGGAACCACCUGGUGGCAGCCACCCAAGGAGGAGUGCUCUAGCACCUGCCCUGCCCCACUGAACAGACUGAAAUUCUCUGCUUUUACAGGGCUGCUCCCCACUCCAGCAAAAUCCCAAUGAACUCCAGCUCCGUCACGUUAAAGGAUUCAGAAAUGGUUAUUUUAAUCUCAGAAUGAGAGAAUGGUUAAUUGGAAAAGAUCUCCAAGAUCAUUGAGUCAAACCUUUGACUAAACACCACCUGGUCACCUAAACCAGAGCACUGAGUGCCACAUCCAGUCAUUCCUUGAGCAUCUCCCUGGGCAGCUCCUUCCAGUGCCCAAUGAUUUCCCAAUCCAGUCAGUCCUUUCCUUCCUUUCCUUUUCUUUUCAAAUCCUUCAUGGCAAUGAUUUCCUGCAUCCAGCCAUUCCUUGAGCACCUUCCUGGGCAGCCCCUUCCAGUGCCCAAUGAUUUCCCAAUCCAGUCAUUCCUUUCCUUCCUUUCCUUUUCUGUUCAAAUCCUUCUUGGCAAUGAUUUCCCACAUCCCAUCAUUCCUUGAAUACCUCCCUGGGCAGCCCCUUUUAGAGCUCAACCACCCUUUCUCUAAAAAAAUUCCCUAUUUCUGCCCAAAA
Messenger RNA from Melozone crissalis (California towhee), 2024 nucleotides. RefSeq names its product beta-1,3-galactosyltransferase 5 (gene B3GALT5). Bases 423 to 1457 code for a protein of 344 amino acids. The record is from RefSeq and is a predicted model, not a curated record. The transcript has 3 exons. Lineage: Eukaryota; Metazoa; Chordata; Aves; Passeriformes; Passerellidae. Gene Ontology annotation, molecular function: N-acetyl-beta-D-glucosaminide beta-(1,3)-galactosyltransferase activity. Gene Ontology annotation, cellular component: membrane.